GGCGCCCUCUGCUGGUCUGGGUUCAGUACUGCAGGAUUUAAAUGUCGAGUCUCAGAUGAAAAGGAUCAGAUUUAACAGGAAGUACGACAUCACAUCCAACGACAGGAAGUAUGACAUCAUCACGUCCAACGACAGGAAGUACGACAUCACAUCCAACGACAGGAAGUACGACGACAUCACGUCCAACGACAGGAAGUACGACAUCAUCACGUCCAACGACAGGAAGUACGACUGUAAAUGCUCCGUGUGUCCAUGGCGCCCCCUGCGGGUAACUCGUCGCACGUGUCCGUCUUCUCUCUGCUCUGGUACGUGGACUUGGGCGUGUGGAGGUUGGUGGUUUUCUCCGUGGUGCUGCUGAGUUACCUGCUGAUCAUCGGAGCCAACGUGCUGGUGCUGGUGGUGAUCUUCUCGCAGCGUUCUCUUCACGAGCCCAUGUACGUGUUUCUGUCCUCGCUGCUGCUGAACGAGCUGAACGGAAGCGCCGGCCUCUUCCCGUUCUUCCUGGUGCAGCUUCUGCGGGACGUUCACACGGUGAACGCGACGCUCUGCUCGCUGCAGAUCUUCUGUCUCUACCUGUACGUCAACGUGCAGUUCUACAGCUUCGCCGUCAUGUCGUACGACCGUUACCUCGCCAUCUGCUGGCCGCUGCACUACGGCGCCGUCAUGAGGCCGCGCGUCGUGGCGCUGCUCGUCGUCCUCUCCUGGUGUCUGCCCGUCGCGGCCAUCGUCACCAUGACGACGCUGUCGGCCACGCUCACGUACUGCCGCCGCGCGGUGGAGCGUCUCUACUGCGAUAACUACUCCGUGGUCAAACUGUCGUGCGACAACACCGUGGUCAACAACGUGUACGGGCUCCUGUACACCUUCAUCGUGCUGUUCGGCCUCACGCUCGUCAUCCUCACGUGUUACGCUCGGAUCCUGCGCGUCUGUUUCACCAGCACCAAGCGGCGGCACAAGGCCCUGAGCACCUGCACGCCGCACCUGGCCUCGCUCCUCAACUUCUCCCUGGGCUGUUUCCUGGAGAUCAUCCAGAGCCGCCUGGACAUGACGGCGGCGCCGCUGUGGCUGCGCGUCACGCUCUCCAUGUACUUCAUCACCUUCCAGCCGCUCUUCAACCCGCUGCUCUUCGGACUCAACCUCACCAAGAUCCGCCAGGCCUGCAGACGGCUGCUGGGGGCGGGGCUCCGGGGGGCGGGGCCUGAGAGGGCGGGGCUCCGGGGGGCGGGGCCACGGCGCUCAUAA
Molecule: messenger RNA, 1242 nt
Organism: Boleophthalmus pectinirostris (great blue-spotted mudskipper)
Lineage: Eukaryota; Metazoa; Chordata; Actinopteri; Gobiiformes; Gobiidae
Product: olfactory receptor 7C1-like
Exons: 2
Coding region: 238-1242 (334 amino acids)
Biological process (GO): G protein-coupled receptor signaling pathway
Cellular component (GO): membrane
Molecular function (GO): olfactory receptor activity; G protein-coupled receptor activity
Source: RefSeq, a predicted model, not a curated record